Molecule: messenger RNA, 1167 nt
Organism: Loa loa (African eye worm)
Lineage: Eukaryota; Metazoa; Nematoda; Chromadorea; Rhabditida; Onchocercidae
Product: haspin protein kinase
Exons: 10
Coding region: 1-1167 (388 amino acids)
Biological process (GO): mitotic cell cycle; intracellular signal transduction
Cellular component (GO): cytoplasm; nucleus
Molecular function (GO): histone H3T3 kinase activity
Source: RefSeq, a predicted model, not a curated record
AUGGUAUUCCAUGAAAAUAUCAAUGCGGAGGGACUUAUAGAUGAUUUCGUGCCAAGUAGUGACUCCAAGGAUAGCCGACCCUUUUAUCUGAGAGAAUCAUUUCCUUGGACGGCUGAUUAUGCUAAUAAACGAAAUUAUGUCAAAGAGCUUCUUCAUAUCUGUAAUCAAUCGCAAAUCCAACGUUGGAGAAAAAUCAAGAAAAUGCUCGAUGUAUCGAAAGCGAAGAAAAUUGCAGAGGGAGUAUAUUCCGAGAUCUUUGUUGCUCAGUAUAAAAUGGAGACGUUGAUUCCUAUUGGUGAUAAUAAACCGAUCAAUAGACGCCGUACAAACUCGUUCCGCGAGGGAACUGCAAAACUGGUCGUUCUGAAGGAACUUACGAAUCUCAGCCAAGUCGAACAGGGAUACUCUACGGAAGGGUUUGUUCAGCUGAAGGGAGCGUUGGUUGUGAAAGGACGUUAUCCAUCGAUGAUGAUUAAUGCGUGGAAACAGUAUAAAGGAAAGAAGAAAUCCAAUAAAGCCAAUCCGGCUCUUUUUUCUGCCAACCAAAACUUUCUGCUCCUUUCCGUCGAGAAUGGCGGAAUUAGCCUAAAAGAAUAUGAAAUCACCACUGUGCUUCAAGCAUAUAGCAUCGUCUACCAGUUGUUCAUGGCCACUGCUGUUGCAGAAUUUCGACUUUCAUUUGAACAUCGUGACCUGAACUGCGAGAAGAUUUUGAUUACUGGCACUGACUGGCAUGAUAUGAUUAGAAGCAAGUUUGACGGUUCUGAUGUCUACUUAUACACACACGGUGCCAGAGUCAAAAUUAUAAAUUCUUCUUUUUGCAGAAUGACGAAAGAUGUAUCCUCGAUAUAUUUCGAUUGGACAUCGAAUGAAGAAUUUUUCAUGGGUGAAGGUGAUCUGAAACAUAUUGCCUUUCAAACAAUGCGAAAAAUAAACAGAAACAAUUGGCGACCUUUUCGGCCUGUGACAAACGUUCUCUGGCUGGCAUAUAUCAUUGAUUUCAUCCAUGAUCGACUGGAAGAACUGCAUGUUGGCAGCCCGGAAGACCAUGCUAUAUUUUUUUUUCAUUUCAAAUGUCUCUAUCGUUAUGCUAGUGCAUGGAAAUGGAUUCGCGAUCACAUUGCUAACAAUCACAUGAAGAAGGAAGUCAUUGCAAAGGCAGAGUAG